This is a messenger RNA of Mauremys reevesii (Reeves's turtle), 2045 nucleotides long. Its product is annotated as zinc finger protein 664-like. NCBI's taxonomy places the organism in Eukaryota, Metazoa, Chordata, Testudines, Geoemydidae. Bases 178 to 1563 code for a protein of 461 amino acids. Gene Ontology annotation, biological process: regulation of transcription by RNA polymerase II. The transcript is spliced from 4 exons. Gene Ontology annotation, molecular function: RNA polymerase II cis-regulatory region sequence-specific DNA binding; DNA-binding transcription factor activity. The record is from RefSeq and is a predicted model, not a curated record.
GGGCGGAGCGGGGCCAGCCCGGCCCCUGGGUCCCAGCCCGGCCCGUGCGCAGGCGGGUCCCGGCUGCAGCCCCAGCGCGGGGAGCGGGCGAGAGGCGGCCCCGGGGAGGCAGCAGCCGCGGGGCGGGAAGUCGCUGCCGGGCGGAGGAAGCGGCCGGGGCCGGAGCCGAGCCCGGCGAUGGCUGCAGCGGGGCCGGCGCAGCAGCUCCAGGUGGCGUUUGAGGACGUCGCUCUGUAUUUCACCCGGGAGGAGUGGGAGCUCCUAUCCCAGCCAGAGAAGCAGCUGUACCGGGACCAGAUGCUGAGGAAUUACCAGGCCCUCGUUUCCUUGGGCUAUUCAGGUUCCACACCAGACUUAAUCCACCGGAUCGAGGUAGGGGAGGCAGAGCUCUGGAUCCAGGAUGCCGAGGACUCCAGGGAAAGCUCCGGGCCUGAGAGCCCAUCCCGAGCAGGGCUCGGGAUCCUGGGGGGAACACGGACACAGUCUGAAUGCGGGGAAAAUGCGGCAGGGAGGCAAGAUUCCACAUCCCAUAGAGGGAUCCAUGCACCGGACGCAGUCCAUCACCGGGGUAAACUCAGCCAGAGACUAGAACUUGCUACACACCAGAGACUCCCCAUGGGCCGGCGUCCCCACCACUGCAUCAACUGCGGCAAGAGGUUCAGCAACCCCUCCGCACUGACCCAGCACCAGUGCAAGCACACCGGGGCGUGGCUGCACCGCUGCUCUGACUGUGGGAAGGCCUUUGUACGGAGGUCACACCUGAGAAGACACCAGUGCACGCAUACUGGAGAGUGGCCGCUUUGCUGUGCUGACUGUGGCACGGGCUUUGCAGAGAGCUCAAGCCUGAGAAUACACCAGCGCAUGCACUCUGGGGAGAGGCUGCAUCACUGUGCCCACUGUAGUAAGGGAUUCUGCAGUGCAUCCACACUGACCCAGCACCAGCGCACGCACACCGGGGAGUGGCCGCAUAUCUGUGCUGACUGCGGCAAGGGCUUUGCAUGGCGCUCAGAGCUGAGAAGACACCAGCGCAUGCACACUGGGGAGCGGCCACACUGCUGUGCUGAGUGCGGCAAGACCUUUUUACGGAACUCACACCUGAGAACACACCAGCGCGCACACACUGGGGAGUGGCCACACCGUUGUGCCCACUGUGGUAAGGGAUUCCAUUGUGCCUCCACACUGACACUGCACCAGCGCGCACAUACUGGGGAGCGGCCAUACUGCUGUGCUGACUGCGGGAAAGGCUUUGCAGGGCGCUCACAGCUGAGAAGACACCAGCGCACACACACUGGGGAGCGGCCGCAUUGCUGUGCUGACUGCGGGAAGGGCUUUGCAGAGAGGUCAACCCUGAGAUCACACCAGCGCACGCACACCGGGGAGCGGCCGUACCAUUGUACUGACUGCGGCAAGGACUUUGUACAGAGCUCAACCCUGAGAACACACCAGCUCACACACGCUAAGGAGCGGCUGCAUCGCUGUGCUGACUGUGGGAAGGGCUUUGCAGACAGAUCAACCCUGAGAACACACCAGCGCACACACCGGGGAGCUGUCACACCACUAUGAUGAUUCUGGUAAGACUGUCAAAAAAAACCUAGCUCUGUUCCAGCCAGCUGGUGACUCUUGGGUGACAUCUACAGGUGGGAUUUGCAGUCCUCUCAGCAUGGAUUGGGUUGAGGGGCGGGGCAGGACAGCCCAGAGUGUGUGAUUGAAAGACGACUCAGGAACUGCUCAUGCCAUCUACUUUAUAUAGAAAUGUGAUGAAGAAGAACUAAGUACCUAAUGUGUAACAAAGGUCUGUCUAACCAGGUGUUUCUUUGCUAUUAAAAAAGCUGAUGCAGUCACAUGGCAGGUGGAGAAGCCAAUGUGAAGUGCAACCAAUGAAAGUGUGCUAGCUGACCAGGAGGUCUGAUGAACUGUAUGACAGGCAGGCGCAUAGGGAGAGUUUCCCAUUACUCUUAGGGGAAAUUCUGCGCCUAAAAAUUCUGUGAACAAUAUUUUAAAAUUCUGCACAUUUUUAUUUGUCAAAAUAUCACAAUAUAAUCACA